AUGUCACAACAAGCACGGUAUCAGCCUUAUUCAAGGCCUUCAACUCAAUCACAAAUCUCGAUCAAAGGUGCAGCUGCCCAGCGACGCAGUUUACACGAACGUUCUGCCCCAGCUCCAAAAUCAAAAACUCCUGCUCUUCCAGCUCAAGCUUCAAAGUCAAAAUCAAAAACUCCUGCUCUUCCAGCUCAAGCUUCAAAGUCGAAAGCAAACCUUCCGGCUCUUCCAGCUCAAGCUUCGAAGUCAAAAGCAUACCUUCCGGCUCUUCCAACUCCAAAACCAAAAUCCACCAAAUCAAUUCUUCCGACUCGCAUAGAUAGUUCUUUACCUUCCAGCGAGACUGAACUAUUCAGACAAGAUGACUUGACUCUGUUCAAUCACUCUGACCACAAUUUUGACGAAGGUAAUAACGGUGGCGGGGAUUCUGAAAGUGAACCAGGAGGCCAGACAGCCGCGGACCUCGCUAUCCAAGCCAUUCGGACCCAUGCCAACGAAAUCACUGCCGAGAGCCAAGCGACACACAUGAAUCGCGCCAAAGUGGGUACUUACAAUCGAGUUGCCACCCGUGUUGGCCUUGACACAGAGCACCGUUUCAUUGGUCGCACACUCUGCAAUGUUGGAUCUACUGAGGAGCAGUUCAUGACCAUGAUGGCAAACGUUCUGAGCUCGCCAAAAUUUCAUCUGGGGCUAUUGGUUGGAAAGAAAGCAAAGAGCUCAAAGUAA
Melampsora larici-populina 98AG31 is the source of this 720-nucleotide messenger RNA. RefSeq lists its product as uncharacterized. Lineage: Eukaryota; Fungi; Basidiomycota; Pucciniomycetes; Pucciniales; Melampsoraceae. The transcript has 4 exons. The record is from RefSeq and is a predicted model, not a curated record. The coding region runs from base 1 to 720 and encodes 239 amino acids.